UUUUUUUACGGUCCAGCGCAAACACAAUAGCCGAUAGGUAAACCAGGAAAUGUAACCCACAUUCUAGAGAUGUAACUAUAUCGGUUUGAGAGUUUCUGUCUGCAACUGAUAGAGGAACCGAUGGGAGUUAUUUGCGAUUAAAAGUGCUGUCAUGAGUAGAAAACCACUGGGUUUCGACUUGUGCAUGUCAGUGUGGGAACUUCGGUGGACAGCAGCGCACUGACACGGACACAUGCAUGAAUGAAUGCGGUGUCAACUGAAGUUCCAAUGGAUUCUAAUGAGGAUAACCAGAAUUAUGAGGACUGGAUGUCAAGUCUGCCAGAGGAGCUGUGGGAUGUGCCUCUUUCAAGUCUCGCCAUACCAGGAAGUCAUGACGCUAUGAGUUACUGCCUGGACAUCAACUCUCCUCUGAUCCGCUCCGAGUCCGACACCUUUCGAGUCCUGGAUGGUCUCUUCUACUGUCUCACCAGACCUGCCAUCUACAGGUGGUCUACCACACAGGAGAAAGAUAUUGUGGAGCAGCUUUCAAAGGGGAUUCGAUACUUCGACCUCAGAAUCGCCCACAAACCGUACGACCCGUCCAACGAACUGUAUUUUACACACGUCAUUUACACUCAUCUGACAGUGAUGGAAACUCUGAGGGCCGCAGCCUUGUGGCUGGAGUCCCACUCCAAGGAGGUUGUCAUCCUAGCAUGCAGUCACUUUGAAGGACUCGACGAAAAACUACAUGAACAUUUCAUUUUCUCACUGAAGAAAAUCUUUGGGUCUAAACUCUGUCCUUGCAAGGGGUCAGUGGUGACCCUGCGUGGUCUGUGGGCGAUGGGUUACCAGGUGCUGCUGUCGUAUGAUGACCAGUCAGCAGCACGACACCAGGCUCUGUGGCCAGCGAUACCUUACUGGUGGGCCAACCAAAACACGUCCAGCGGGGUGGUCAGCUAUCUGGACUGGCAGAAAGACAUGGGACGCCCAGAUGGUUUCUUUGUGUCUGGUCUGAACCUGACGGCUGAUCGCUCCUACAUCGCGCUGCACCCCUGUCAGUCCUUGCAGACCCUAACCCUGGCUAACUGGAAGGAGCUGAAGGCGUGGCUGGAGGAACAGGUCCCCGGACCACACCCUAACAGCCUCAACAUCAUAGCAGGAGACUUUAUAGGACCUGUCCCCUUCUGUCCCCUGGUCAUCAAGCUCAAUAGAAAACUGUUACGGCAGCAGAGGAUGGAUCAGAGGACUCUUAAAGCAGAGGAGGACUGACUAGACUACAGAUGAGAAAUAAAAUAUCUGGUUUAGGGAGUCAUUCAGUCCAAAAUAAGUCAUUCAAAGAGAACAUAAAACUGUUACAGCAGCAAAGUUACGAGGGAGGACAACCGGUCAUUAUCUGGUUUCACAGGGAAUCAUUCUGACCUAGAUACUUCAGAAAUGAUUCACACCCCUUGACUUUUUCCACAUUUUGUUGUUUUGCCUGAAUUUAAAAUGGAUUAAAUUGAGAUUUUGUG
This is a messenger RNA of Coregonus clupeaformis (lake whitefish), 1490 nucleotides long. RefSeq names its product PI-PLC X domain-containing protein 1 (gene plcxd1.2). NCBI's taxonomy places the organism in Eukaryota, Metazoa, Chordata, Actinopteri, Salmoniformes, Salmonidae. The record is from RefSeq and is a predicted model, not a curated record. The coding region runs from base 241 to 1248 and encodes 335 amino acids. Gene Ontology annotation, molecular function: phosphoric diester hydrolase activity. Gene Ontology annotation, biological process: lipid metabolic process. The transcript is spliced from 6 exons.